AUGUCGAGGAAAGAAGGAUCAACAGAGGGGGAGAGUUCUUCAAAUUGGGCUAAUAUUGUAGGCGAUGUUUUAAGAUGCAUUGCAGAUAAGACUCACUCAGUUCAAGAUCGUACUCGGAUGGGCACAGUCUGUCGAUCUUGGCAAGCUUCACUCAAGGAUAAAGAAAUCAUCUUUCCUAUUUGUUUGAUGCUUGCAGAGAAAGAGGAUAGUGACAAACGUUGUUUUUACAAUAUAUCAGAAGAAAUCUUCAUUGAGCUGGAAUUGCCGGAGAUUCGAGGAAGGAGGUGUUGGGGUUCUCCUUUUGGUUGGUUAAUAACCUGUGGGCUUGAUCUCGAAAUUCAAUUGUUUAAUCCUUUAUCAAGAGCCAACCUUGCCCUUCCUCCACUGAAUACCUUCACCCACCGGAAACAUUGGCAAAAUCGGACUUCUGAAGACGUGCGUAAUUAUUUUAUAAACAAGCUCUUGUUAUCCUCAAAUCCUGCUUCUCCGGAUUGUUUUGUUUUCGCAAUUUAUUCUGAAUAUAAUUUCUUAGCAAUUGCAAAACCCGGCGAUAAUAAAGCAUGGACUCCUAUUAAUGUUGCCCCUACCCCUAUUGAAGCUACCCAUAUAAUUCGAUUCGAUGAUGUCAUUUGUUUCAAUGGUAGUUUCUUUGCUGUUCGAGAUAGUGGUCAGCUAUUUUUAUGUCAAGACAUAGAUGCAUCUCAUCCUAAUGCUGUAGAGUUUGCCUCGGUGCCUCCAACAUGGUCUCCAAGGGAUGCUGGUUGGACCAAAUAUCUAGUUGAUAUGGGUGGAAACCUUUGUGUGCUGUCCCGCAUUAUUCAACCGUAUGGGUAUACUUCUGACAUCGGAGAAGGGUUUACUUCUGAUAGCGAAGAAGAGAUAGAAAUAUUUACUUCUGACAACGAAGGAGGAGGGAACUUUUUCACAAAAGAAUUUCAUAUUUUUAAGCUGAAUAUGCAAACAAGGAACUGGGAGAGAAUUUUAUCACUGGGUGAUCGAUCCUUAUUUUUGGGAAAUUGCUACACUUUCUCUGUCAUUGCUGCAGAUUACCAUGGUUGCAUGUCUAACUGUAUUUACGUCACUAAUGAUUAUCUCCACAGUGGUGGUUCUGAUAUAGGUAUCUACAAUUGUGAGAAAAAGGAGACGUUGGAUCUUUUUCCUAAGUUAGAUAACCGGCAAUAUCUGCAGUCUUCAUUCUCACCGCCAUUAUGGUUCAUUCAUUGCCCUCACUAG
This is a messenger RNA of Theobroma cacao (cacao), 1233 nucleotides long. RefSeq names its product putative F-box protein At5g55150. NCBI's taxonomy places the organism in Eukaryota, Viridiplantae, Streptophyta, Magnoliopsida, Malvales, Malvaceae. The record is from RefSeq and is a predicted model, not a curated record.